AUGAUGAUAUUUUUUAUUUUCAGAAAUAUUUUAAUUUUAUAUUAUGCAUUGUGGUCAUUUCAUAAAAUUUAUGUUAAUUGUAUUUUUAGUAAUAAAGAUACACUGGAUAAUUUAGAUGAUAAUACUUUGUUAGCUUUUUUUUUAUUAGUACAACUAGAAAUUCCUUAUUUUUUAGAAAAUUUUUCACAAAAACUAAAAUAUGAAAAAGUAAUUGAUGCUACUAUAUAUAUAUUUAAUGAAGAAAUUUCCAAAACUGAAUUUAAAAAUGAAGAAAAAGAUUAUUUCAUUCAAGAUAUAAAAUGUACCAUUUGGGGGAAUAUUUUGAAAGAUAUAAAAAAUGAAAAUAAAAAAUAUUUCACAUGGCUAAAUUUAAUCUUUAAUGAAUGCUGGUAUAAAGAAGAAAAAUGUGAAGAUUUAACUUCAAAGAAAUGUACAUUAUCUGUUUUAGCUAUGGUCCCAAAAAGAUCGUUAAAAUUAACAUGUAUCAACUGUGUAAUAUAUGCAUUGAAUUAUGCAUCUCAUUCAAAAUAUUUAUUUAAAAUGUCUUCUCAAAUAGAACAUUGUUAUGAUGAGAAUAAUUCACAUUUAAUUAAUUUAAGUAAAGAUAUUGGUUUAAUAAGAGAAAACAGAAUUUACUUAAGUAGUUUAGAGAAAAUAUCUGUCUUAAAAAAUGUAAAAAGUGAAAUAAUUGUUUUACUUAUAAAAAAUGCUACAGGCUUAAUAAAUUUAUUAAAAACAGGAGAUCAUGGGAAAUUUAUACGUGUAAUUAAUCAGUCUCUCUUUGACGUAAUAAAAAAAAGUGUAAAAGAUUAUUUAAAAAAUUUAAAUUACAAUAAUGCUUACAAAAGUGAUGAAAGUAUAAUGAAUUUAAAAAUGGAAAAAUCUCUUACUUUAACUGUUAAUGGAUAUUUAUUUUCUGAUAAAAACAGUAAUAAGAUUUUACGUUUUUAUGAUUUUGGAUUAUUUUUAUCAGGGAUUCAUUUAAAAAAAUGUACUUCCUUAUUAACAAAAAAUAAUUUAAUAAUUCAAAUUGAAAUAGGAAAUAUUAAAAAUAAUACUCCCCUUGAAAAUGGGAAAAUCUUAAACUUAAUAGAAUACGAAUUAUUCUUAAAUUCCUUUUUACAUUUUGGUUCUAAUUAUUAUUCUAAAGUAACAAUUUUAUUAAAAAAAGUCAUUUAUAUGAAAGGAAAUAAUUGGAAUGAUAUAUUUAUAUAUGAUGAAUUAAAUCAAGAUAACUCUAUUAUUGAUGAUUCUGCAGCUAUUAUUAGUGGUGAAACUUCCGAAACAUUCAAUAAUUUAACAAGUUACUCUUUAGAAGAUCAUAUUGAAGAAAGAAAAAAAAUAGAAGAAUUUAAAAAAAAUCAAAUAGAAUUAAUGGAAGAUCAAACCGUUAUUUUUAUUAUUAUGGUAAAUAUAUUACCAGAAAAUAAAUACUCUUUAUUGAAAAAAAAAAUUAUUGAUCUUUUAAAAAAUCCUGUAAAUUCUAGAUCAUUAGAAGGAUUUCAAUAUGAUAAUAUUAAAUUGAUUAGUGAAAAAUUAAUUGAAGUGUUAGGAGAAUCAUUUAAUGAUGUUCAAAGUAAUACAAGAAGAAGAACAAAUUAUUUUGGUUCUAGAAUAAACAAAAGAGAGAUUGAAUCAAUAGAAAAAUUAAUUCAACCAGGUAAAAAAUUAGUUCAGAUAGCAUUCCAUAAUUUUACAUCUAUACCAUUAGAAAAUAGAACAAAAUUCUAUUCAGCUAAUAAAAUGUUUUCUUUAUUUGAACAUAGAAUUCAUUACUAUAAUGAAUGGAAUUCUCAAAUUUUAUUUAGCAAAAAAAUAUAUCCUGAAGAUAUAUUAUUAACUAAAAGUUAUAAUGUAUUUUCUUAUGUAAAACCUAAUAAAAAUUAUUGGUUCAUUAUAUCAUUAACAGUUAUUCCUUUUUUAAUAAUUUUAUUGUUAUUUGGUGUUUUUAAAUAUAUGUUCCCAAAAAGGUUACAGUUUCACUUUUUUUCUAAAAAGAAAACCAAAAAACAUAAAUAUAGCUGCCUUAAAUGCCACAAAAGUUGCAGAGAUAUUAGCAGAAUAAGAAAAAGUUCCUACAAAUUGAAAAAGCAGUUAAUGAAUAAAAACUCUUAUAAUUUAUUGAAAAAAAAAAGUAAGUUAAGAUAUAUGCCUAAAGAAAAAAGUUGUGCUAAAUCAUAUGCAUCAAAAAAACAGAUAAGGAAGAAAGACAUAUUUUUUGAAGAUAUUGAAACUAAUAAUGCAUUUUUAAAAUAA
Plasmodium gallinaceum is the source of this 2256-nucleotide messenger RNA. Its product is annotated as conserved Plasmodium protein, unknown function. The coding region runs from base 1 to 2256 and encodes 751 amino acids. NCBI's taxonomy places the organism in Eukaryota, Apicomplexa, Aconoidasida, Haemosporida, Plasmodiidae. The record is from RefSeq and is a predicted model, not a curated record. The transcript is spliced from 3 exons.